UUUUUAUUCUUUGACCCAAACGGAACCGCGUUUAGUUUUAGUGAAAAAAGUUUCGUCAGCAUUCAACCUUAUCUAAUGCGUGGUGUAAAAAAUAUACUUUUAAGAGGAUAGAAGUAUUUGUGAAAAAAUAGAGAUCUAGAAUAGCUUUUGAAAGAGUUUAAUAUAUGAGUAUGUGUGAAAAAAUGACUCCAGAAACACCGUCAAGUUCAGGAAGUGACACACCAAAGACUAGUUGCAAAUCUGAAGAACGGUUAAUGGUAGCCGUCAGAAUUCGACCUCUUAAAUUAGAUGAAUCUACAAGAGUUUUAUAUGCACUAAAUAAAAAGAAUAUCAUUUUAGAAGAUACUGAUAAAUCAGAUGCCAUUCGGCAGAGAAAGGGCUUAGAAAAACAAUAUUCAUUUGAUGUGGUUUUCGGAGAAGACUCUACCCAAGAAGAAGUCUAUAAAGUCACUACAAAAAGUUUAAUCACUGAUAUUCUUAAGGGAUAUAAUUGUACUGUAUUCGCUUACGGAGCAACUGGUGCCGGAAAAACUCAUACAAUGGUAGGAACGCGAUCAGCACCAGGUAUCAUGAUUAGAGCUCUAAAUGAUUUAUUUGAAGCAGUGAAAGACAAAGAAGAUGAAUACUCGGUUACUAUGUCAUAUUUAGAAAUCUACAAUGAGCAAAUCAGAGAUUUACUCAAUCCUACAUCUGGAUUCCUAGAAUUGCGAGAAGACUCUAAGGGAAAGAACAUUCAAGUGGCAGGUCUAUCAGAAAUAUCAACUACUUGUACAGAUGAAGUCAUGCAACUGCUUCACAAGGGGAACAAAGCUAGAACAAUUGAACCUACAGCAAUGAAUCAAACAUCCUCCAGAAGUCACGCUCUUCUCAGUGUCACUGUACGACAUACAAUCCCUGUAAACAAAACGGAUCAUCUAAAAAUAAGAAUAAAACAAGGUCGAUUGUUUAUGAUCGACUUAGCGGGUUCAGAAAGAGCAAAUAAAACUAAAAAUAGUGGUAAAAGAUUACAAGAAGGAGCACAUAUUAAUAGAUCCUUAUUGGCACUUGGAAAUUGUAUAAAUGCAUUAAGUGGCGGUGCUCGAUACGUAAAUUACAGAGAUUCUAAACUCACCAGACUUUUGAAGGACGCUCUAAGUGGUAAUUGUAGGACAGUUAUGAUUGCUCAUGUAUCUCCAAGCCCAGCGCAAAAAGAAGAGUCUAGAAAUACUUUAAUAUAUGCCGACAGAGCAAAUAACAUUACUACGAAAAUAGAAAGGAACGUUCUAGAUGUAUCUUACCACGUUACUCAAUAUCAAACUGUGAUAAAUGAACUAAGGGAUGAAAUUUCUCGACUGCAACAUAAAAUGAAAGAGGAAAGACCCAGAUCCGCUGAUGUGAAUAAAUUAAAUGCAGAAGAAAGAAGAAACGAGGUACAACAGUUACGAGAGCAAAUUGUAGAAACAUUUAAAACACAGAUGAAAUUAAGGAGGAAAUUAAUGGAAAUUGAUACACACCUUUUGAGUUUGGGAAUGGAAUCGGAGAGACAACAUAUGAUAAUAUCACACUGGGAAUCUAGAAAUAAUAAAUUAUAUAAAAAUAGUUUAAAUGAAUCUAGAGCAAGAACACAACAAAGUGUUAGAAGGAAAAAUUAUACGGCUGGUGGCUUUAGAUCAGCUGGAUAUGAAAAAGAUGAUACGAGCGAUAUGGACACUGAUCAUGAAGGGGAAGUAGCUGUUCAACAAGCUUGGAGUGAACUAGCAGAUAUUGAAAGAGAACAAGAAAGGUGGUCAGAAUUACGUACUCAUAUCGAACAAAAGUUGGAGGUCUGCAGGCAAAGAGGUGUUACAUUAGAAGACCAACUUCCUACAUUAUUAUCUUCAGAUGACGAAAGAGAAAUUUUAGCGUUAAUGUGUCGAGUUCACGAAUUAGAAGCAGAUAAAAUGGCUUUACAGUCAGAAAGAUUAGUUAGACAACAUGAGCUUAGACGUAGGGAUCUACUUAUUCUACGUUAUGAUAGACAAAGACAAAUUUGUGAAGAAAUCAUAACAAGGCAACGUCAGUUAAUGGAAGAAAAGAAAAUGCAUCUACCACAAGAUUUACAAGAAUUGUAUCAUCUUUACCAGCAAGAAAUUCAUGCAUCCACUUAUACGGAUUUCAGUAUACCUCAAACAACUCCGGCAUAUACUCCAACAGAUAUUUUACCUCCGAUAGGAAAAAUGCGGAUGCCGACAUCUUUAAGUGGAAGCGACGCAAGUGUACUUUCUCCUCCUUCGUCAGCAGACUCUGGAGAUUCAAGUGUAGAUCGUUUAAUGGGACAACCUGUCAUAAGACAUACUUUUAGUAAAAAACUUCCACCACUCCCCCCUAGUCCGCCAAUCAAAUCAAGAAAAACAGAUUCCAGUUCCAUGAAGAAAAGCUUCAGUGAAAUGCGUCUCAGCGGAUCGGAAGAAGGUCCAACGUAAUAUUAAAUCUUUUUUUUAAUGUAUUAAUAUGAUUUUUCUCAGUAAAAUAUGUGUGAAUUUUUU
Molecule: messenger RNA, 2504 nt
Organism: Diorhabda carinulata
Lineage: Eukaryota; Metazoa; Arthropoda; Insecta; Coleoptera; Chrysomelidae
Product: kinesin-like protein KIF19
Exons: 13
Coding region: 165-2441 (758 amino acids)
Biological process (GO): microtubule-based movement
Molecular function (GO): microtubule binding; microtubule motor activity; ATP binding
Source: RefSeq, a predicted model, not a curated record